AAUCAUUUAACGGUUUACCCGUUGCAUCUCAUCAUAAAGGUCAAGGCGUGUAAGUGCUUUCUACGACUCCCGUGAACACGUUUCACACUGAGCCUCAGCGAAUCAAGAGUUCCUUUCAUCCGUAGUACCCGGAUUUACCCGUAGGGAAAUUAGCUACGUCAUUGUUCACGGACUGACUACAGCUGGAAAUAAUACAUGGACAUGCACGUAUAAUAAUAUAUUUAUUAAAAAAAUACAGGAAGACUGCCUGUUACACGAAUGCAGUAAGCCAAGCAAUGAACAAUGACCAUAGUUGACAGAUCUUCAGAGAAAUCUGACCUAGAGUCAGUCGGGUGCAAGCGCUCAGGAUCGCUGAACUUUCCCGGCGGUGACGGGAACGGGAUGGACAGUGGCUGCUCCAGCUGGGGGGCGGGGGGGCCCUCGUCCUCCGACGCCCCCAGGGUGAAGACGGGGGGCUGCAUGGGUCCCACUCCUGGAGCCACAGUCAACAGCAGCAGUGCAGACAGGCCCAAGGAACAAGUGGUGCUGACCAGUGGGGACGGCAUCGCCCUGCCCCAGAAGGUGCUGUUCCCAGCCGAGCAGCUCAGCCUGAAGUGGAACCAGGUCCACCGCAUCGGAUCAGGUCUCCAGAACCUGGGAAACACCUGCUUCCUCAACUCUGCUCUGCAGUGUCUCACCUAUACCGCUCCCCUCACUAACUACAUGCUGUCCCGGGAGCACUCUAAAACAUGUCAUGAGCCUGGGUUCUGUAUGAUGUGCACAAUGCAGAAUCACAUCACCCAGGUCUUCGCCAACUCUGGGAAUGUCAUCAAGCCCAUCGGAGUCCUCAACGAGCUCAAACGGAUUGCAAAGCAUUUCCGCUUUGGCAGCCAAGAGGAUGCCCAUGAGUUCCUGCGGUACACAGUGGACGCUAUGCAAAAGUCCUGCCUGCCUCUAAACAAAUUGGACAGGCAAACGCAAGCAACCAGUUUCAUCCAUCAAGUCUUUGGAGGGUAUUUACGGUCCAGAGUAAAAUGUUUCAACUGCAAAGCAGUCUCUGACACGUUUGACCCUUAUUUGGAUGUUGCUUUGGAAAUAAAGACUGCUCCCAGUAUCACAAAGGCUCUGGAACAGUUUGUUAAGCCUGAGCAGCUAGAUGGAGAGAAUGCCUACAGAUGCGCUAAGUGUAAGAAGAUGGUUCCAGCCUCUAAGAGAUUCACCAUCCACCGCAGCGCUAAUGUGCUCACCAUCUCACUGAAGCGAUUCGCCAACUACAACGGGGGCAAGAUCGCUAAGGACGUAAGGUAUGCUGAGUGCCUAGACCUGCGUCCCUUCAUGUCGCAGUCCCUCGGCGAGCCCCAGGUCUACGUGCUCUAUGCUGUCCUGGUGCACUCUGGCUUCAGCUGCCACGCUGGACACUACUACUGCUACGUCAAAGCUAGCAAUGGCCAGUGGUACCAGUUGAAUGACUCCUCUGUGUUGGUCAGUGACAUCAGGUCAGUCCUCAACCAGCAGGCUUAUGUUCUCUUCUACAUCAGGUCACCUGAUCUGAAGAAUGGAGGGGACUACAAUCACACGUGCCGGACCGCGGGGCCCCUCGGCCAGUUGUCCCCCCGCCCCAUUCUCACACCCCGGGUCAACAUUGGGCCACGACACACCAGCACUGGUUUCAUAGGGCCACAGCUGCCCCCACACAUGGCCAAGAACAUCUUUCACGUCAAUGGGAACAGCUCGCUAAGGGACUACCCCUCUGGCUCUAAGCCCAGCACCAGCAGUGACAACAGCAUGGGCAAGACUAGCUACAGCCCGCUCGCCACCUCUUCCUCCCAUCCUCUCAACCGUCCCACAGGCAUCCCUGACCCUGCCAAGCGCCAGAAGCUCUCCUUCUUCAUCGGUCAGGGCAAACAGAUCCGCCCCUCAUCAUCCUCUUAUGCCCAGCCGCCCUCUUCGUCACAGUCUACAUCAGACAUGUCUACGCCCCGGGAUCCUCGCAUUAAUGGCACUCCCUCCGUUAACAGAAACGGUCACGGGGCGUCGUUCCUGGUGCCGUACGGCCAGGAGUCGUCUGAGGAGUCGGACCAGGAGGGAGGCAGUGGUCUGGGGAACGGCACGGCUCAGCCUCACGUUAACGGGAGGAAGGGAGAGACAGUCUACGGCCCCGUCCCCAGAGUGCUGACCCUCAAGACCAACGGCAUCGGUAAUGGCCAGGCUACCAUGCACCGUAACGGGACCAACAGCUUCUCCAAACUCAGUCAGAACGGACACCACAACAUCAAACACCCUGAGAAGAUCCACGGUAACGGUCAUGCGAUGUCGCCCGGUUUGGGUUCCAGCAUGUCUAAUGGGGCGGAGGCUCACCACAGUGGCCCAAGCAAAGAGGUGUAUUGCACCACCGCUAGCCAGGCCAGCACCUCUCAAGCCCUGCACAGUGCCGACAUCGACAGCCGCCUCUCCCUCACCCCAGAGAAAAAGGCUAAAACUCACUCUGGCCCCCUCCCUCACCACGCACCAUCAACCACUGCUAAACCUCCAUCCACAUUGGCUGAUGUUGGAGCUAAACCACUUACCGAUGCCUUGAGGGAAUCCAGCUCCAACCCUGGGGUCUUAUUCCUCCAGCCCACCCCCCGCUGCCUCAGUACCCCAGUCCUCUCCGGACCUGGCCUGGGAGCCACAAAAGAUCUUGGAGCCCCACACAGGGGAUCUGGGGAGGACGUCAGGGAGACCCAGAACAGCCCAGCUGUAGGGCUGGAUGGAAAGCCCAGCUCCAGAGAUGGAAGAGACCAGAUGUACUCUUCCGAUCGGGAUAAGGAGAAAGGCGGGUUGAACUCUUCCGAUCGGGAUAAGGAGAAAGGCGGGUUGGACUCUUCCGAUCGGGAUAAGGAGAAAGGCGGGUUGGACUCUUCCGAUCGGGAUAAGGAGAAAGGCGGGUUGGACUCUUCCGAUCGGGAUAAGGAGAAAGGCGGGUUGGACUCUUCCGAUCGGGAUAAGGAGAAAGGCGGGUUGGACUCUUCCGAUCGGGAUAAGGAGAAAGGCGGGUUGGACUCUUCCGAUCGGGAUAAGGAGAAAGGCGGGUUGGACUCUUCCGAUCGGGAUAAGGAGAAAGGCGGGUUGGACUCUUCCGAUCGGGAUAAGGAGAAAGGCGGGUUGGACUCUUCCGAUCGGGAUAAGGAGAAAGGCGGGUUGGACUCUUCCGAUCGGGAUAAGGAGAAAGGCGGGUUGGACUCUUCCGAUCGGGAUAAGGAGAAAGGCAGACUACAUUCUUCGGACUGCGAUAGGGAUCGAGACCGGCUGUACUCUUCUGACCGGGAUAAAGACGGAGAAGGGGAUAGGUACCACUGGGACAGGAGCCGUGAACGCAACCGGGACCAUGACUCAGACCACUACCGGCACCGGCGAGACCACCGAGACAGAGACCACCAUCGGUCAUACCGGGACCGCUCGCUCAGCCGGGACAGACACCGGAACUGGGAGUCUGAGGCAUUCCUCUCACAGCGACGCUAUCACCCCAGAGAGAGGGACAGGGACCGCUGUCACCACCAUUACCACCACAGAACGAGUAAGGACAGGAAUAGGGACAGGAGGGAGCACAGCCACCACAGCCUCCCACACAGAGAGGAGCCUCAUGGACGCUCAAGGUGGAGGGAUGAAGGUAAAGAGAGGUGUUACUACCCUUCACAGGAGACCCCUCUGCCCACCCCACUGAGCUCCAGCACUAAGCCCAGUCAGCCCCUCCCAGCCCUUUCCCCAGCCCUGGUGAAACGAUCCGAGCCUCACAGAGAGGAGAGAAAGGACAGCUCUGAGGAGCGUCAGGCCAAGAAACCCAAGAAGAGCAAGAAGAAGAAGUCCAAGGACAGAGAGAGGCACAGAGAUAAUAGGACCUUUGACGUGAAUUCCUCUGACAGGGCAGCCGACGGCAGCAGUUCCUCCAAACACAACAAAAGUAGGAGGUACGACACUGACACGGAGGAUGAGAAGUCAGGGGGUGAGAUCCACUCUACCCAGAGUCCCGAGGGGCACCGUGACCCCAAUGCCCCCCUGGAGGGUCGCAGGGCAAGCAGCAGCGACGAUGAGAGGGCGAGCAAGAAGCGACGUUACCAGGACAACAGAUACCCUAAGAAACGCCAUCGCGCUGAUGACAACGACCGCUCCUUCUCCUCUCGUGAUGGAUCACCAACAGCAGCUCCUCAAAACGCAUCGCACUGCCACUUCAACGAACACACAGGUAAUGGCUUAGGUCAACCCAAUGGAAACUCCCACGAAUGUUCUACUAAUGGACUGUACAAUGACCUUAGACAGUAGAUUUUCUCUGUUCGACCAGAGACGCAGAACAAUACUUGGAAUACUUUAAAUAUCAACCUUUAUAUAAAAGUGAAAUUCAACAGCAACAGGAAUGUCAUCCCGAAUAUUUGAACGUGGUGCUGUAUUAUUGGGAAUAUACUGUAUUUUUACCACAUGAGAAAUUAACAUUCUACUAGAUUCUUUUUUUAAAUAGAUUUUUUUCAACUUCACUCGUCACUCAAUGUACAUUUGUGAUAAAUAAUUAACAAAAGAAUAAGCUGCACAGUGGAAGACUCAGGACUUUGUUCAAACGAGACGUAUUCCUCCUCGGAGAACUGAUCAACUGGUUAAAUAAUCCAAAAAGAGGAAGACGAAUAGUUUUCUUGCCUAGGAGAUGACCUGUUUGGUAUGACAUCAGUUGGCUGCAAGUUUGUCACCAUUAUCUGUAUAGGUGGAGGUAUAAAACCUCUCUCUGAUGGAGGGAAAUGUUAUUGAGUGAGUAGUGUCUGAAGGAGCUGGCCUGGUGUGACUACGUGUGCACUUAACACAACUCCACCUUCCCUGGAGACUUCUGGACAGCUCUUUGUUACUUUCGAAAGCCUAAGAUAGUCUCCCUCCCUCUGCAUCUUGCUCUCACUGAGAUGUCCAAUUAUUUUAACUUGUUAUUCAAGCAUUAAAAAAAGCUGAAAAAUAAUCAUGUU
Molecule: messenger RNA, 4958 nt
Organism: Oncorhynchus keta (chum salmon)
Lineage: Eukaryota; Metazoa; Chordata; Actinopteri; Salmoniformes; Salmonidae
Product: ubiquitin carboxyl-terminal hydrolase 42-like
Exons: 19
Coding region: 283-4278 (1331 amino acids)
Biological process (GO): protein deubiquitination; regulation of apoptotic process
Cellular component (GO): cytosol; nucleus
Molecular function (GO): cysteine-type endopeptidase activity; cysteine-type deubiquitinase activity
Source: RefSeq, a predicted model, not a curated record